AUGUUAGUGAUAGAGAAGGGAAGGAGAAGACUCACAAACGAAAGAAAGCAUCAAGGUGAUCUUCUUCUUCUUCCCCUAAGUGUUUCUGCGUCUCAAGGCUGGUGUCCCUUUGUGAGUGUAAUAUAUCUGGGGACAACAAGAAACGCUUACCUGUACCUAGCUGAGACGCUGUUUUUCACACUUAACGGGAAGAAGAUCAACAUUUCAAGCUUCCGUUUUCAUCCAACCGACGAAGAGCUUGUUGCAUACUAUCUCAAGAGGAAAAUAAAUGGGCGUAAAAUCGAGCUUGAAGUUAUUCCUGAAGUCGACCUCUACAAGUGCGAACCCUGGGAUUUACCAGGGAAAUCAUUAUUACCAAGCAAAGACCUAGAGUGGUAUUUCUUCAGUCCAAGAGAUCGUAAAUACCCAAAUGGAUCAAGAACAAACCGAGCCACCAAAGGUGGGUAUUGGAAGGCAACAGGGAAGGACAGGAAUGUAAAUUCACAAUCAAGAGCCGUUGGGAUGAAGAAAACCCUAGUUUACUACAGAGGAAGAGCACCACAUGGUGCUCGUAGUGAUUGGGUUAUGCAUGAAUAUCGCCUUGACGAGAGAGAAUGUGAAACUGAAUCUGGUCUUAAGUUGCAGGAUGCUUAUUCACUUUGCCGUGUGUUUAAGAAGAGUCUGAAUGCUCCAAAGACGACCAUUGGAGUACAUUAUGCUGCAGCAGUCAGUGAUCACUCAUCAAGUAUGGACCUUUAUUCAGAGGGAGGAAGGGGUGGUGAAGAUAUGGAGACUUGUAAUUAUCCAACACCAAUGGCUUCAUCUUCCUCUAAUAUCAACCAUGGAUCACCACAUAAUGUAAGUGAAUCGAGUGAUGGGAGAUGGAUGCAGUACUUAUCUGAAGAAGCGUUCGCUUUCCCGAAUCCAUCUUUCACUAACUAUGGGAAUGUUUCUUUUCCCCCAACCAAGGUUGAUAUAGCAUUAGAAUGUGCAAGGCUGCAACAAAGGUUAUCAAUGCCUCCAUUGCAAGUACAAGAUCUCCCACAUCAAGGAGCUACAAGCUACGUGGAUUUAAUGAAUAUGCAACAGACGACAAGCAGCAGCAUGCGCGAUGUCACAACUACAAAUGGUCCUCAGCAGGACAUAUUGCAUGAAAUCCUUUCUCUCGCUCAAGUUUCCCAGGAUCACAUCAAUCAGAACACUGGGGUGGAGAAUGCGAGGUCUAUUGAGGUUGGUGGUGUCGAUGAACAACAGCUCAGAAGUGAUAGAAUGGUUGAGAAUUUGAGAUGGGUUGGCAUGUCUAACAAAGAUCUUGAGAUGACUUAUAAUUGGGAUGAUUACAAGAAUGUUCCAGUGGAAAAUAUGCCAAGUUUUCAGAAGGAGGAGCAUGAGGUUCAAGGAGAAAGCAGCCAUCAAAACAAUUUCGACAAUAGAGAAGAUCACUUCUCACUUGGAAUCACCACCGAGGAGCAUGACAACUCGAAUGAAAACUUGUUAGACGAAGCCGAUUUGGAGGACUUUACUACAACUCCAAGCUUUGAAAUCUACGAGAAAACCAAAGUCAGUACUCAUGGGUUGAUUGUUUCAACCCGACAGGUUUCAGAAACCUUCUUCCACCAAAUCGUACCUUCUCAAAUAGUCAAAGUCCAUCUGAACCCAGGAAUGAUACAUGAUCAAACGGUAUCUAAAUCCGAUAGCCAGACAACGGUUAGCAAGAAAGUUUUAUAUGACAAGUUCAAGAUGAUCACAAGUUCCAAACCAUUUGAGAGUCAACAGAAGAUGGUGGUGAUAUGAAGUUAAAAGAGGAUGAUGAUGGUGGUUCAGCUGGUAAUAGCAUACGAAUGGAGGAUGGAGAGGAGGAAAAGAAUGAAGGAUGGGGUAUUUCAAGUUUGGUUUUGGAGAAGGUGAUAUGGCCAUGUGUGACCUUGGCUUUGGCAUUUUCUACUAUCUGGGUACAUCAUAAUUACUAAUUACAAGGGUUUUUUCAAUCUUUUUUUAAUUAAUUGUUUCUAACCAUACAGAGUGAAGUUGUUUACUUAUAGGAAGAGAUGAAACUAAGCUUUCCCUGGAUGUAAUCUGGGGCUGAAUUAUAUUAUAUAUAAUAUUUGUACUUUCUUCAUUUUACAUUCAAAAUAUAUAUAUAUAGGAGUAAUU
This is a messenger RNA of Lactuca saligna, 2133 nucleotides long. The record is from the annotation of a GenBank genome assembly. Lineage: Eukaryota; Viridiplantae; Streptophyta; Magnoliopsida; Asterales; Asteraceae.